This is a messenger RNA of Vidua chalybeata, 2184 nucleotides long. It is a transcript of the gene NXN, whose product is annotated as nucleoredoxin. The record is from RefSeq and is a predicted model, not a curated record. Bases 31 to 1293 code for a protein of 420 amino acids. The transcript is spliced from 9 exons. NCBI's taxonomy places the organism in Eukaryota, Metazoa, Chordata, Aves, Passeriformes, Viduidae. Gene Ontology annotation, molecular function: thioredoxin-disulfide reductase (NADPH) activity.
GGAGCGGGCGCGCAGCGGGAGCGGAGCGGGAUGGCGGGCGCGCUCACCGACGUGCUGGGAGAGGUGCUGGUGGCCGCCGACGGCGAGGAGGUUGCCGUGUCGGCGCUGGCCGCCCGCGGGGUCUCCCUGGUGGGGCUCUACUUCGGCUGCAGCCUCGGCGGCCCCUGCGCGCAGCUCGGCGCCAGCCUGGCCGCCUUCUACGGGCGCUUCAGGGGGGAGGCGGCGGCGGCCGGCGGGCAGCGCCUCGAGAUCGUCUUCGUGUCGGCGGAGCAGGAGCAGCAGCAGUGGCAGGAGGCGGUGCGGGCCAUGCCCUGGCUGGCGCUGCCCUUCGCCGACAAGCACCGCAAGCUGAAGCUGUGGAACAAGUACAGAGUGUCCAACAUUCCUUCCCUAAUAUUUAUCGAUGCCUCCACUGGGAAGGUGGUUUGCAGGAACGGCCUCCUGGUCAUCCGAGAUGACCCUGAAGGUCUGGAGUUCCCUUGGGGGCCAAAACCCUUCAGUGAAGUUGUUGCUGGGCCUCUGCUAAGGAACAAUGGGCAGACACUGGACAGCAGUGCCUUGGAGGGCUCUCACGUCGGGGUCUAUUUCUCUGCGCACUGGUGCCCGCCGUGCCGAAGCCUCACGAGGGUGCUGGUGGAGUCCUACAGGAAAAUCAAGGAGGCAGGCCAGAAGUUUGAGAUCCUCUUCGUUAGUGCAGACAGGUCAGAGGACUCCUUCAAGCAGUACUUCAGUGAGAUGCCCUGGGUGGCCGUGCCCUACGCCGACGAGGCCAGACGGUCACGCCUGAACCGACUCUACGGCAUCCAAGGCAUCCCGACGCUCAUCGUCCUGGACCCCAAGGGAGACGUGAUCACGCGGCAGGGCCGGGUGGAGGUGCUGAACGACAUCGAGUGCCGCGAGUUCCCCUGGCACCCCAAGCCCGUGCUGGAGCUGACGGACUCCAACGCCGUGCAGCUGAAUGAGGGCCCCUGCCUCGUUCUCUUUGUAGAUUCAGAGGAUGACGGGGAGUCGGAGGCGGCGAAACAACUGAUUCAGCCCAUAGCUGAAAAAAUCAUAGCCAAGUACAAAGCCAAAGAGGAGGAGGCACCGUUGCUCUUCUUCGUGGCGGGUGAGGACGACAUGACCGACUCCCUGCGGGAUUACACCAACCUGCCCGAGGCUGCACCCCUGCUCACCAUCCUGGACAUGUCGGCCCGGGCCAAGUCUCUCUUCCGCCGCUUGUGGAUUCUCCAGCGUGUCCUCACGCCCGACCCAGUAUCCAACCUUCUUGUGGUGCCUUGUUUUACGCAGUGAAUCCUCCUCCUAAGCAAACUCCAUGAGAUGCACUUUCAGCAGGGAGUUGUUGGCGUUUGGAGACUUCGCUUGUGCUUCAUGGUGAUAUAAUCUCUAAUAACCAGGCCAGAACUGUUACCGUAUCGUUAUUUUAUACGUGGCACUAGCUAGCAGGCAAAUCUUUUUGCAUGGUGUUCUUCCCAACGUAUGCAUCAGGCAGUGGGUGGGGUUCUUGGGGCUCUUUUCUUUCUCCUCCCCCCCCUUCUUUCCUUUCUCACCACCUCUGCUGACUAAAUGACUUCCAGGAAGCAAUAAGGAAACUGUCCCCAUCACCCCUGGCCAGUUCUUUCUCUCCCACGAAAGUGCCCUGACAAGGCCAAGACAAAGUCUUAACUGCUGACAACCUCUGAAAGACCACGGCACAGCCAAGCUCUUCCUCCUGGGGGUGACACCUUCCCUUGUGGGUUUCCCACCCCCCACUCCAAGCACCGACAGCCUUAGGCAGCGCUGGCUGUUGUGUCAGGGUCCAUCCCCCUGCCAUGGGUGGGUAUUCCCUCUGUUCCUCCCACUCUGAGCCAGGAGGAGGAUCACCACCGGGCUGCCCUCACCUCUUGUCUCUCUUCUUUGUGCUCUCCCUGUCCCCUCUCGUCCUUCUCUCUGGUAUGAAUUGUCCUCUCCCCUCUGUGUUAGUUGAUUGAGCUGUUUUUUGUAAGUGUGUCCCAAACUCAACGUUAAUGGUGCUGUUCUUUAAAAAAAAUAACCAAAAAAAGACCCAACAAACCCUCCCAAACCCUAAGAAAAAAACCCUCCCUCCCUAACCCAAGCAGCACAGCCGAGCCCUUGAAAAGUGACAUUGUAAAAACUGUACAUGGUGAUUGGAACUUUGUAAUAAAACUGUUACAAUGACCUCGA